Messenger RNA from Rotaria sp. Silwood1, 453 nucleotides. NCBI's taxonomy places the organism in Eukaryota, Metazoa, Rotifera, Eurotatoria, Philodinida, Philodinidae. The record is from the annotation of a GenBank genome assembly.
AUGAUUUAUUUAAACGUCUUGAUAAAACAAGAAGAUUUUUUAAAUGAAUUUAAUUAUUUGGAAACAAUUCGUGAUAUAAAUCGUCAAUAUGAUGAAAUUGUUUUAACAAAUUGUGUAAUUGAUGAAAGAAUUUUUUUAGAAAAUAAAUUACAAUUAAAUGACUUAUGUAAUUCAUUAAAUGAAAAUCGAUAUUCAAAAUCUUCUCAAAAUCUAGCAUCAUUAACAGCAAAUCAACAUAUUACAUCGAAUGAUUAUCAAACAAUUUCUUUUAAUCAAUAUUUAACACCCAUAUCUCAAGCUAAUCAAUUAAUUAAAUUAUUAUAUUCAAUUGUUCAACAACAAAAAACAAAACCAACAAAUAAUCUUAUUUCAAUUAUUGGACAACAAACUUUUUUAAAUUAUUUUUUUUUUCUUUUUCUUUUUCUUUUUCUUAUCAAAUCGAACAUAAAAUAA